GCCUCUUCCCGUCUACAAUUAUUUUAUUCGCAUAAGCAAUAUUUUCAUUUAAUUUUUUUAAGGGAGUGUCUCUUUUUAAUCAAGUAAGUACAAUGGACGAAGAAAUACCAGAUGCUGAAUCAAGAAACUACAUAUCCUGCUUGGCGUGGGUUAAACAAGGAGUUGCCGCUAAAGUGCCAGACAAGAUCGAGUUAUCAGCUAAGGAACUGCAAGCUAUUAUUCAGGAUGCACAGUCCGAGUUACAGGAAUUAAAAGCCGAAGAUGAUAGCGAUGAAGAUGCUGAUACCGAAGGUGGUAAAGAUAAAAAGAAAAAGAAAAAAACAGAGGACGAAGAGAUGGAUGAUGAUGGAUCGAUUAAUGCUGCAGACGAAUUUAAUUUUGACAACUACGACGAGGAGUCUGGAGAUAUUUACUGUAACAUGGAUAGACUAGCUAUUUUGGAAGACGGCAAAGAUCCAAACAUAACAGUAGCAGAUGAGGAUGACAAUGAUUCCGAGAAAGAAGAUGACAUUAUCAAGCCUCAUGAUAAUCUUCUGCUGGUAGGUCACAUAGUGGAUGAAGCUAGUAUUUUGGAAGUGUAUAUUUACAAUGAAGAAGAAAGUUCUUUUUAUUGUCACCAUCAUGACUACCUUUCUUAUAUCCCAUUGUGCUUCGAAUGGCUUGACUUUGACCCAGGAGAACAGAAACCUGGUAAUUUGUGCGCAAUAGGAAAUGAUACGCCAAUUAUUGAAGUAUGGGAUUUGGAUGUAGUUGGGGCCGUGGGUCCAGUAUUUAAGUUGGGCAAAAAACCAAAUAAAAAAAAAAAAAUCAAACGUAUUGGACAUAAAGAUGCAGUUCUGGACUUGGCAUGGAAUCAAACUCAUCAUCACAUUUUAGCAAGUGGCUCUGCAGAUCGUACUGUACUAUUGUGGGACUUGGAAAACGGCACUCCAAGCUCAAAAUUUAGUCCUUUUGAAGGAGUGGUUCAAUCAAUAAAGUGGCAUCCUACAAAAGCUCAUUUGCUUCUCACUGGUGGCAUGGAUAAAAAAGUAAGACUAUUUGAUGGAAAAACUGAACAAGCAAAGGUGUGGCAAGCCUCUGGUGAAGUAGAAAAAGUUGUUUGGAAUCACUAUGAUCCUAACACGUGUUUCAUAAGCACUGAUAAUGGAUUUAUUGAAUGCAUUGAUAUUAGGCAAGAUAAUCCAUUGUGGCAAAAGCAAGUUCAAGAAGAAGAAAUAGCAGGUUUAUCAAUGAGUGCAUCAUGUCAAGGACUGUUAAUUAGUUCUAAUAAAAAUGGAGCUAUCAAAGUUUGGGAUGUUAAAAAUCAUCUAGAGCCUCAAUUAGUUUUUGAAAAACAAUCUAAUUUAGGCCAAAUAAUUUGUUUGGAAGCUUCUUGUAACAGUCCUUAUAUAUUUGCUGUUGGUGGUGACAACAAAGCUCAUAAUUUAAAUGUUCUUGACUUUUCGACUAUUAACGAAGUCGCUGAGAAAUUCAAAGAUCGAGCACCAAUUACAUCCCGAGUCAAUAGCGCGUUAAGAACACAAAGGGAACACAACGAAAGUAUGAUGGAUGUCACACAAGAUUUGGGAUCCAUUGCCUUAGGGUCACUGAACUCUAAAAAACUUAUCAAAAAGAAAAAGAAACCUAGACACCGAGAUCUAUACAAAAAAUAAGUGUAAGCUUAUGUUUUUCUGUAAAUAGAUACGUUGUUAUCAAUUGGUAGGAAACAUUUU
Molecule: messenger RNA, 1712 nt
Organism: Copidosoma floridanum
Lineage: Eukaryota; Metazoa; Arthropoda; Insecta; Hymenoptera; Encyrtidae
Product: no child left behind
Biological process (GO): rRNA processing
Cellular component (GO): nucleus
Molecular function (GO): protein binding
Source: RefSeq, a predicted model, not a curated record